CGCUGUUGUUAUUGAACUGUAGUGAAACACUGGGUUAAAGCAGGAAACUGUGAGAUUUGACAGGAGACUGCGAACAGCCGCAUGUGAAGAUGAGCGUCCCGGACUACAUGCAGUGUGCUGAGGACCACCAGACCGUGCUCGUGGUGGUUCAGCCAGUCGGCAUCGUACCUGAGGACCAGUUCUUCAAGAUCUACAAGCGCAUUGCCAGCGUGAGCCAGGUCAGCGUCAGGGACUCGCAGCGCCUCCUCUACAUCCGCUACCGCCACCACUACCUGCCCGAAAACAACGAAUGGGGGGAUUUCCAGACGCACCGCAAGGUGGUGGGCCUCAUCGCCAUCACCACCUGUGACUCGGCAAAGGAGUGGCCGCAGACUUCUGAUCGCUUCCACGGCCAGAAGGAAGUGUACAGCUCCACGCUGUACGACUCCAGGUUGCUUGUGUUCGGGCUGCAGGGAGAGAUUGCAGAGCAGCAGCGCACGGAUGUGGCCUUCUACCCGGACUUCGAAGACUGCUCCGAUGUGGAGAAGAGAGUGGAGGAUUUUGUGGAGUCGAUAUUCAUAGUGCUGGAGUCCAAGCGGCUGGACCGGGCCACAGACAAGUCCGGUGAUAAGAUCCCUCUGCUCUGUGUGCCCUUUGAAAAGAAGGACUUUGUGGGUUUGGACACAGAUAGCAGGCACUAUAAGAAGCGUUGCCAGGGACGGAUGAGGAAGCAUGUCGGGGACCUGUGCCUCCAGGCGGGCAUGCUGCAGGAUGCCCUGGUCCACUACCACAUGGCUGUGGAGCUGCUCAGAGGGGUUAAUGACUUCCUCUGGCUGGGUGCUGCGUUGGAGGGUUUGUGCUCGGCGUCUGUUAUAUUCCACUACCCUGGAGGCACAGCAGGGAAGAAAGCAGGACGCAAGCCAAGUGUCUCUCAGCCAGCAGAUGCCGGCAAACGCCACAGACCAGGCGCUCAGGAGGUCCUCAUUGACCCAGGUGCCCUCACAGCCAAUGGCAUUAGUGCAGACACCAGCGCUGAGAUUGGACGAACGAAGAACUGCUUGAGUCAGGAGGACAUCAUCGAGAAAUACAAAGAGGCCAUCUCCUACUAUGGAAAGUACAAGAACGCAGGCGUGAUCGAGCUGGAGGCCUGCGUGAAAGCGGUGCGGGUGCUUGCCAUUCAGAAGAGGGCGCGGGAGGCCUCAGAGUUCCUGCAGAACGCUGUUUACAUCAACCUGGGACAGUUAUCGGAGGAGGAGAAGAUCCAGCGUUACAGCAUCCUUUCCGAGCUCUACGAACUGAUUGGUUUCCUUCGAAAGUCAGCGUUCUUCAAGCGUGUUGCAGCGAUGCAGUGCGUGGCUCCCACCAUCCCCGAGCCGGGCUGGAGGGCCUGCUACAAGCUGCUGCUGGAGACUUUGCCUGGAUACAGCCUUUCACUUGACCCCAAGGAUUUCAGCAAAGGGACUCACAGAGGCUGGGCUGCCGUUCAGAUGCGCCUCCUGCACGAACUCGUAUACGCCUCGCGUCGAAUGGGCAACCCCGGCCUGUCCGUCCGCCACCUGUCCUUCCUGCUCCAGACCAUGCUGGACUUCCUGUCUGAUCAAGAGAAGAAAGAAGUGACCCAGAGCCUGGAGAACUACACCUCCAAGUGUCCGGGUGGAAUGGAGGUCAUCACCCUUCCUGAUGGCCUGAAGCUCCCUCCGGUGCCCUUUACAAAGCUUCCCAUUGUCCGAUCGGUGAAGCUCCUCAACCUGCCCGUCAGUCUGCGGCCACACAAAGUGAAAAGCCUGCUGGGAGACAGCAUGACCACUGCCAGCCCUUUCAUCUACUCCCCAAUCAUCAUGCACAGCAGAGGAGAGGAGCGCUGUAAGAAGAUAGAAUUCCAGUGGGUUCAAGGAGAUGUUUGUGAAGUCCAGUUCAUGGUCUACAACCCCACGCCUUAUGAACUUCGAGUAGAAAACAUGGGUUUGAUGACCUCUGGAGUGGAGUUUGAAUCUCUGCCUGCUGGGCUGACCCUGCCUGCAGAGUCUGGCCUGUACCCUGUCACUCUGGUUGGUGUCCCUCGUACAGCCGGCAACAUCACUGUCACCGGUUACAACACGUCCGUGUUUGGUGUGACCAGCGACUGCCUGCUGGAGCUCCUGCCUAGCGUGAAGACGAGUGGCUGUUUGGUGGAGGUCAUUCCCUCCCUUCCUCGCCUCCAGCUCAGCACAUCCCUACCACGGUCAGCGCACAUGCCUCACCCUAUGUCCAAAGAAGAACUGUCCAGCACUGUGGCUGUCCAGCUGUUCAAUGGAGAAACCCAGCAGAUGACCAUCACCUUGGAAAACAUCGGAUCUGUGGACAUCGAGACUCUGGAGCUCACCUCGAAGAUAGUCACCACCAAAGAGAAAAUGUUUGGAGAGUUUCUGAGCUGGGAGCUGGACGAGGCUUUGUCUCACCUGCCUCUGAAACCCGGCCAGGCUGUGACGCUGACUGUCAAUAUCCAAGUCAAGGUGGACUUCUCUGGUCAGGAGCACCUGCUGCAGGACCUCAACGACGAUGGGAUCAGUGUGACAGGCCUGCCAAUCUCCAGUCCUCUGCGCCAAGUCCUCAAACCCAGGCCUGAGACCAAGCCUGUCAGCAGUGAGUCUGGCAAAACAGAGUACAGCCAUAUUAAGACUUUGGAAGCAGUGAUGAACUUUAAGUACUCUGGCGGAGCAGGCAAAGUGGAGGGCUACUACAGGGAACUGUCUCUGGGAGUCCAUGUUGAUGUGGAGCCUUCUGUGUUCUUCACCAGAGUCAGCACCCUCCCUGCUACCAGCACCCGCCAUUGUCACCUGCUGCUCGACAUCUUCAACCCAACGGAGCAUGAGCUCACCGUCAGUGCCAAGAACAACCAGGACCUGGUUCUCCAUGCCAGCGAGUGCCAGAGAAUGGCCAUCCAGGUUGACAAGUUUGACUUUGAGAGUCUGCCACAGCCGGACCAGGAGACGGCUCGCUUCACUAACCCCAAACAGCUGGAGGAGGAGCGGCAGCACGCCCAGGGCUGCCAGAUCAACAGCAAGCUGGGCAUCUGUUGGAGCAUCCCCUCUCUGCGGCGCCGUGGAGAGGCCAGCGUGGAGGGAGUCCUCAACCAGCUGGUCCUGGAGCACCUACAGCUAGCUCCUUUACAGUGGGAUGUGUUGGUGAAUGGGAAGCCAUGUGACUGCGAUGUCAUUGUCGACUGUAAUGUGGGCGACUCUGUAAGCCUGGAGGUAAAACUGACCAACCUGAGCAAGAACUUGGUAGGACCCCUGGCUCUGACUGUGGUGCCAUACCAGGACUACCAAAAUGGAGUUCAAAUCUACGACCUGGAGGAGGCUGUUACCUUCAUUGGCUCCAACACCUUCUACAUCGACACGGUUAAACCCAAAGAAAGCAUUGUCUGUGCGGGGGCCCUGCUUUUCCUCUACACCGGGGACUUCUACCUUAAUAUCAAGUUCCAGGACGACAGUGCUGGACGAGAGCUUCCCUUGGCUUGGUUCACUCUGCCCAGUGUGCACAUUAAAGCUCUGGAAACUCCGCAACAGGCUGGGGCCUAGAGUCCCAAUGUACCUCAACAUCAUAGGUCUGAAUGAGGGAUGGAGGGUUCUGUGCUUGAUGUCUGUAAAUACAAAAUCCUUCCUGAGUUACACCACUUGUAAAUAUCAUUUUGUUUAAGGUUCCAAAGUGCAAGAAUCUUUAAUAUUCUUCAGAAGAUUAGAACUCUUUGUUCGCAGGUUACACAGCUGACCGGUGUUAUCAGAAAGAUGCCAAAUCAAAUAUCAGAUCAACUGUCCCUCGGCCUCAUUAAUCGACUUCAUAAAUGUACAGAGAUAAAUAAAAAAGGUGAGAAACAACACCAGCAUUUUAAACUGAAAUCAGUUAAUUUCACCUGGAAUCACCACAGUCAUUAGACUUCUUAGGUAGGUAGUUCUUUCUUUAACACUUCUGACUAAGAGCAGACCCGACUGAUACUGCUGUUGUUUGAAGGAACAGCAGGUGAGUCAGUGGUGCAGUGAGCAUUAUUCUAUUAAUAUGUAGCAUUGAUGCCCAGGUAUAAACUUCUCCAUAAAAGUGAUACGGACUCAGUCAACUGUCAGAUUGAAAUGGGUUGUAAUGGAUUGUUUCCUUGAAUUUGCCAUGAUUAUAAAUGUUUCCUUAGCGGCCAAGCUCUUUAGCUUCUUUACUGGUAGUUAGCUAAAUAGUAGGUCGUAAACUAGUGUCUAGCAGCAACCUGCUGCCAGCUAACUUUACUACCUAUCACGAAAAAGCCACUGCAUGUGUCCCCCCUUUUGCAACCACGUCACUGAGCUUCCAGCAGCAUCUUCAAAAUUCACAGGGAGCGAGUGGCAGGGCUGGUGAUGUGAUGAAGCUGGUAAGAACCAAGAGAAUACAAAUAUCUCAGGAUAAAAAACAGAUGUCAUAAACAAAGAAGACGCUGGAUGGAAAGACAACGAGAUUCAAGAGCUUUAGUCGAUACGGGUCGACCCCGAUGUUCCAGGGUCUGAUCAUUCAGAUUAAGUGUGGGACUUUGUGAUGUAGCCAGACGCUAACACCGUAUUCACACUUUUAAGUGUUGAGCCAUAGUGUUGUGUAUUUAGAGGAUUCAUUUAAAGAAGAUAACAACGUAAAUAUAAUAUCAGUGGAAAGAGAAUUGAAUAAGACCUCAGGGUUGGUUUUGAUGGCUGAGAUGAGCUUCUCCAGGAUGCCGUGGAUGGGAUCAGCCAGAACUGGUCACAUACUUUGCACUUUUCAUUUAUUUAUUUCUACUGCUUUGAAAACAUUUUUCUUUUGCCUCUGUGCCACCAUACUGGAAUACUUCUCUUAGUUCAGCCUGUCAUUGUGUGUGACAUAUAAUUGUUGUAAAUAAAGGUUAAACCAUGGCCACCUUCCAA
Molecule: messenger RNA, 4874 nt
Organism: Platichthys flesus (European flounder)
Lineage: Eukaryota; Metazoa; Chordata; Actinopteri; Pleuronectiformes; Pleuronectidae
Gene: trappc9
Product: trafficking protein particle complex subunit 9
Exons: 23
Coding region: 90-3539 (1149 amino acids)
Cellular component (GO): trans-Golgi network
Source: RefSeq, a predicted model, not a curated record